This is a messenger RNA of Sturnus vulgaris (Common starling), 904 nucleotides long. The record is from RefSeq and is a predicted model, not a curated record. NCBI's taxonomy places the organism in Eukaryota, Metazoa, Chordata, Aves, Passeriformes, Sturnidae.
AUUGCUGCAGGCACGGUGGGAGCCCGGCUGCUGCUGCUGCCCGUGGUGCUGCGGGGUCAGCGCGAGGCCGCUCGCCUCGCCCGACACCUCCCCCACCUGCAGAGGCUCUCGCAGCGAUUGGCCGAGGCCAGGAGGGGGGCGGAUCCCAACCGGGUGGCCGUGGCCUAUUCGGAGUUGGCGUCGUACCAGCGGCUCCACGACGUGAAUCCACUCCGGGGUUUCCUGGUGCCCCUGGUGCAGACCCCCCUUUUCGUGUCGUUUUUCCUGGCCCUGCAGGGCAUGGCGGCGGCUCCGGUGCCGGGGUUGAGGCGGGGGGGGCUGGGCUGGUUCCCGGAUUUGGCCGCCCCCGACCCCCUGGGGCUCCUCCCCCUCCUCGUCACCGCCUCCACCUGGAUGGUGCUGGAGCUGGGGGCGGAGACCGGCGUGGCCGCCCCGGGGGCGGGGCCUGUGCGACAAAUCCUGAGGCUCCUCCCCCUCCUCUUCCUCCCCUUCAUCCUCCAUUUCCCCACCGCGGUCUUCACCUAUUGGCUGACGUCCAACAGCUUCAGCCUAUUACAGACGGGCUUGCUGCGAGUCCCCGCCCUCCGCGCCAAAUUAGGCGUGGCCCCGCCCCCCGGGCCGGCCCAGGCCACGCCCCCCGGCCCCGCCCCCGCCAAGAAGGAAGGGAUCCUAAAACAGCUGAAAAAAGAGUGGCGCGAGGCCCAGGCCACGCACGAGGCCCAGCAGCGCCAGUGGCGCCUCAAGAACCACCUGAACCUGGCGGCCAAAGGCCCGCUCCGCCAAACUUUCUCCCAAAACCCCCUCAGCCCUCCCGGGACCACUCCGGCCGCGCCCUCAGAGACGCCAAAACGCCCUUGGAAAAACACGUUGGGAUGAAAAGCGGGAGGGGAGGGACCCCAAAAAU